AUGCAGCUAUCUCGAAGCUGGAUUUUUAAAAACACACUACUUACUGGAGGAUGUGCAAGUGUUAGAGGUUCUAAUGUUUCGACCUUUUCUGGCGGAGGCCCAACAAAUGUUUUGGAUUCUCGUGUUUACCACCAUGGGGGUGGUUCUUCUGGACAUCUUCGAACUGGUAGUACGCAAUUAUCUUCUCCGUUCGUAUCCGUACGUGGAAUCUAUUGUGGUGGAGGUUUAUCUUUUUCGACCUUUGCUGGGAGAGACUCUUCAAAUGUUUCGGUAUGUUUUGGUAAUUGUGAAGAUUUCUGGUACUACUGCCAAACUUCAAAACUUUUCGUACACUUUUUGUUUAUUUUUUAGGGACCUGGUAAUUUUAACUCUUACCAUAUUUUUAUCUUUUUGAACUGCCCAAAUUUAGGAUCCUCGUGUUUACCAGCAUGCAGUUUCUGGCUAAAGUACACUUUACCG
Messenger RNA from Meloidogyne enterolobii, 459 nucleotides. NCBI's taxonomy places the organism in Eukaryota, Metazoa, Nematoda, Chromadorea, Rhabditida, Meloidogynidae. The record is from the annotation of a GenBank genome assembly.